This is a messenger RNA of Morone saxatilis (striped sea-bass), 3726 nucleotides long. It is a transcript of the gene kansl1a, whose product is annotated as KAT8 regulatory NSL complex subunit 1a. Gene Ontology annotation, cellular component: NSL complex. Gene Ontology annotation, molecular function: histone acetyltransferase binding. NCBI's taxonomy places the organism in Eukaryota, Metazoa, Chordata, Actinopteri, Moronidae. The record is from RefSeq and is a predicted model, not a curated record.
GCACCGUGUGUGUGUGUUUUUUCCCCAAACCUAAAGAACUGCAGGGGAUUGUUGCUGAAAUUCCCUCGGAUAGUGCAACCUCGUCACGUGGCUGUCCUCAGGCGGGGCAGUAAGCGGGUGGUGUGGAGCAGGCCGCGGUGCCCGUCCCUCUGCACUGCAUGGCUGCGAUGGCGCCCGCUCUCACCGACGCCCCAGCCGAAGCUCACCACAUCCGCUUCAAACUGGCUGCCCCAUCCUCGAGCCUCUCACCGGCCAGUGCAGAGAACAACGGUAACGCCAGCAACAUCCUCAUCCACAGCAGCGGCCCCGCCAAGUGCAAGCCCGCCUCCGAAGAGCGCCCCCUCGACUUCUGUGGCGGCGAGCAGGAACAGCAGCAGCAGCAGCCCCAAGCCGACUCCGUGGCUCAGGCCUCGGCCCUCGGCAAGCUCCAGCCGCUGGUGGCUUCGUACCUGUGCUCUGAUGUGACACCUGUCCCCUCAACUAAGGAGUCAAUCAAGCUGCAAGGAGUCCUCAUCAAACAGUCGGUGCUGAAGAGCCACAGGAUACUGCCCGGCGCCCUGCUCAACGGCGGCGGGGACUUCCUGCUGAGGAAGCGGCAGGCGAUCGAACUGUCUGGCGGUCACCUCAAAAGCCUCAUGAGCAGCACCAACGGAGGGGCGCCCAUGGCGCCGUCAACGGCCUGGCCAAGAAGCUGGCCACGAUGUACCGGCCCGGGCUGCGUGGUGGCGGUGAAACGGGGACAGAGCCUCCGCGCCACAGACGCUCAGACCCAGAACCGGCCGCUGGACUCGGACACUCUUGAAAACGGCACUUUGUCGGGGCACCUCCCGCUGAAAGGAAGCGUUAAACAGAAGCAUUCCUCGGGCGUUUCUCAGAACACAGACGGGGGGAAACUCGAAACUCCGGUGCUUCAGUCUGCCGGAUCGUCCCCCUUCCCCCACGGCGGACCCGACUGAACCGCAGACCUGGAGGAGGCGGAUGGACCACGCACGCCGACCGGGCAGCCUCCGGGGUCGGACAGGGAGCGAGCGGGCGGCAGCCAGCAGGGCUCGCCGUCCUGCUCCCCUCUGCCCUGCAGCUCCUCCUCCGACAGCCUCGACACUCACGUCAGAGAGCGCACGCUCCUCAACAGCAGCCGCCAAGCCGAGAUCGAGAGCCGGCUGCGGCGCCUGCGCAAGCGUCUCCAGGUGGUGCAGGCCAAGCAGGUGGAGCGGCACAUUCAGCAGCAGCUCGGCGGCUUCUUGGACUCGGCUCUCAACCGACUGCUCGCCGGGAACCGCAAGUCGGAGACGGCGACCCCGACAGCUACGUGGAGGACCGGACGCCACUCUUCCUCAAACAACAGAGACAGCCUGAGCCGCUUCCUGAAGGGCGGCGCCAUGCCCCUGGAGCUGGAGAGGCUGUAUCUGAGCGGCUCUGCCAACCUGCAUUCAGUAGAAAGCGCCUUCGACUCCGAUGUAACGGAGAGUAGCUCUGGAGGAGACUCGGACCUGGAGGAGGAGGAGCUCGCCAGGGUCGACGUGGAGCAGCGGCACGUGAAAAUAUGGAAGCGGGCGGAGAGCCGUUACACCGUGGAGAGAGCUGCUAUCAUCAGCCACUGGAACUGGCUCCAGGCCCACAUCUCGGACUUGGAGUACCGCAUCCGACAGCAGACAGACAUCUACAGACAGAUCCGCGCCAGCAAGGGCUCAGUAGAGUUGGGAGGUGUUUCCCCCCGCGCAGUGUCUGCAGGUGGGACAGAAGUGAAGACAGAGCCUGUAAACACUCAGGAUGUUGGUUCAGAGCGGCUGGAGCACACAGGCGCCGCCCACAUCACCAGCGCAGACGCCGGCCCUUGGAAAGGUCAAAACGCACAACCGGUGAACGGCGUCCUCAGCAGGAUGGCGGAGAGUGCGGACGCCAAGCACCAGCAGCCGUCGGCCCACGACAGCACAUGUGUGGCUGCGCGUACGCGACCACUAGUCGGCUGUCGACGGCGGCGGCUGAUUCAGCCCAACACGGUGCCCAACCUGAACGGCAAGGCCCAGAGAAGCAGCUGUCUCCAGUGUAACUGCAGGGUAAACCCCAGCUGUGUGAUGUGUGGUGGCUGGCCCACCCCCAGAGAGGACCCUCAGUAUGAGCUGCCCACCCUGGAGCGCCUGUCAAGACUGGAUCUUGGCGUCCACCCCAUCCUCUCCUUCCCUGACGACGUUUGUAUAGGCCUACGUCUGCAGCAGGUGAUGAAGAGCCAGUGGCAGAGCAAGUCACUGGAGAGGAGCAAACCACUGAAGAAGCUCUCCCUCAAACAUAAGCUUUCCUCGUCCAAAGAGAAGCACAAGUUCACCAACUCACUUAUGGCAGUCAGCGUUGCAGGACUGGGCCACUAUAAGAACCGUGCUGAGAAGCCAAGGACGGUGGACAGCAGCGUGGGCGGCGCCGGUGGUGUCGGCGGCGGCAGCAGUGCUGUUCUGAACGCAGGCAGGCUCGAGGGCCAGGCUGUGUGCAAGGCCGAGCGUCUGCAGGCUCUCUCCACGCCGUUAGGGCCCUUCGACAAGAACUACAGCCGCAAGAGGUUAAGAGAGCACUCGCUGGACAGGACUGACUCCUCCCCCAAACUUUUCCUGGAGUCGAGCAGCCCCUGCCCAACUCUGGCCAACAUGCACCCGUCCCUUCACAGCCCCCUCACACGCCAGCUGUCCACGUCUUCAGAGAACUCCACGCCGCUGGGCGCCAGCAGCCAGAGCAUCCCGAGCACACCUCAGCAGCCUAUCAAGAGGAGGCGGGGUGAAAGCUCCUUCGACAUCAACAACAUAGUGAUCCCCAUGUCUGUGGCGGCCACCACCAGGGUGGAGAAGCUGCAGUACAAAGAGAUUCUCACACCCAGUUGGAGAUCUGUGGACAUCUUCUGUCAGCCGAUAACUGAAGAGGAGAACGAGCGGGAGGUGGAGGACCUGACCGACGCGGCCUUCACUCAGCACCAUCAGCCCUACGAGGACCAGGAGCGCUCCCGCUGGACUUGGAUGGCUCUGGCUCCCGCUAAGAGGAGGGGCAGCAGGUCGUACAAAUCUGUGGACGGGCGGACCACGCCGUUGCUGUGCGGGACCAACCCUCCCACCCCUCAGCCUGCGUCCCCGGACCCGGGCCACUGCCCCAUGCUCCACGACUACAGCCACGUGCCGUCGCCCAUGAGUCCAGCCAGCCCCGACACCACCUCCAACCCCCACACACCCUGCUCCAGGGACUCCCAUCGGCUGCUGUCCAGCGAGGACACCAGGUGCUCCACGCCGGACUUCACCUUUGAGGAGCGGACGGUAGCGCCGUGGGAACGUCGCAGCUUCCCGUUGCCAGAGGACCCGGCCCCGGAGCCCGAGGCGGAGAGCGACCACCACAUCAGGCCCAGAAUGCGCAGCAUCUCAGGUUGCCGAGCGACAGCCUACGGACGUCUGGAUUCGGACGACGCGGAGCCGCCUUGCGAGGACGACGGCGGCCCCAAACACAGGGCCUCCACCCACCGAUGAAUGACUGACAGGCUGAGGUCCUCUCCCUCCUCCUCCCUCCCUGCCUCCCCCCACCCACAACCCACAGCUCCUCUCUGGCAUUAACAAGCAGAACCUCAAAGAGCAGAAUACGAUAUGAAAUGGGUUCCUGUUGUUUGAUAUUCAAACAUCAGUCUAAUACUUUUCACAGUUUUUAGUGAACAUUAUGGAGAUAGAAGCCUUUCCCUACACUUUGUUUUUGUCACAGGAU